CUGCGACGCCCUCGCUCUCGAUGGUCCCGCAGCAGAACGCCGAAGCCGGCCCAUCCACUGUCCUCUAUCUUAAGCCUAAGGCCCCCCCACACCCAGCGCCUCGCCUUGCCAGCACCCAGGACCUCCUCGCUCGCUUCCAGCUCAUCCCUGCAUACGACAAGUAUGUCCGCGGCGCCGCAGAAGACUUUGCCGAUGCCCCAGACAAGGGCAAGGGCAAAGCGCGCGAACUGAACGGGAGCCCGGUACCCCAAACUCCCGGAGAUCAGGAACCGGACGAUGAGGACGGUGGGCUGGCCAAGGGAGAGAAAAAGAAGAAAAACUCGUAUAAGCACCUCAUCAAGGGUGUCCCUGGACGACAUUCGAUGAAAAAGGACGACUACCUCACGACCAUAAUGCAGAUGCCCCCGAAACAGCAUGUUAAGAUCGUUAAAUUCGAUGAGAGGACGCAGCAGGAGGCGUUCCAGGUCUCACCCGAGGGCCUCAAGGGUUGGAAUACUGCUGCUCUCAUCCAGGAGUCCGCACAAGCACGGGAAGACCGCAAGAAACGAAAGGAGCUCAAACGUUUGGCGAAACAGCAGAUCCACAAUGCGCAGUCUGGCAUCGCAGCCCCCUCUCCUGCCGCCCCCUCUCCUGCCGCCGGCUCUGUCGGCACCCCACGCCCAAGUGCAUCAACACCCCGUACGACAGCAGGGACCCCGCGAGGAAGCGCCGGCACUCCCCGGCCGUCAGUUCCACCUGUUAUCGUCCCCGGCCGAGUCGGGACUCCUCAGCGGAAGGGAACUGGGACACCGACCAGCAGCCUUGGCACAGGGACACCGACGAGCGCACACCCGGAGCGAAGCCUGAAGCGAGAAAGGGAACUAGAGCCACACGCGAAUGGAAUGCCAUCAGGUGCAAGUGGUAUGAAUGGGGCAGUUGGGUCCGCUGCAAAUGGAGGCGGCACUGUUCCGGUCAUCACUGCCGCUAAGGCUGGGAUCGCGGGUGCGCGACCGCGACCAGUCAAAAAGCAACGAGUGGAUAUGCAGGGUCAAAGUCGUGACGUUAGCUUGGGGGCUAUCCAGCAGCAACCAACGCCACAGGGUGUGUAAUGAGUCGCUGCGCUUCAACAUACAUAUUUUGUUUACUUGUCAAACUUGCAUUUACAUUACUUACAAUCGAUUACACUUGCACUUGUUUA
Molecule: messenger RNA, 1177 nt
Organism: Mycena citricolor
Lineage: Eukaryota; Fungi; Basidiomycota; Agaricomycetes; Agaricales; Mycenaceae
Source: the annotation of a GenBank genome assembly